AUGCAUAGGAUAUCACCGAAUAAGAAAAGGUUCAGAAGAACAAAUAGUAUUAAUAGAGCGAUUAAAUCAGCAAAUAAUGAUAGCGGGAAUAUUUUACCAUUAUCGCCACCUCCAUCAUCUAUUAAGAAGUUGGAAACCAAGAAAAAAGUAAUAAAGCGUACUAAUAACGAUAAUAGUUCCCCUAGUAAAAGAACGAGAAGUAAAGAUGGUACUAUUGCUUCCGCUCUUAGAAAAAAAACAGAAUCACCUAAAUCGACAAACAACUCCCUAUUGAAGACUGAGGAUGAAGAUACUAAUGGUGCGCAUGACCUAAGAACGAGUUUAAAUAAAAGUCUACCUGAAUCUGAGAGCUCCAGUCCUCUUAAAAAUAAUACUGCCAAGAAACAUUUAUUUGAAGAUUUGUUGAAAAUUCAACAAAGCAUCAAUACGGAGACUGGUAAAUUUUUACCCAAUCAUAUGCAUAAAAGAAAACCUAAGCUAAAAUAUAGACCAGCAUUGAAUGAAGUAUUCUACAUUGAUGAAUAUGUUAAUAACAAAUCAAACUCAGCAGUAGAUACCGAAACAGGACAUUUUGCUGAUGAUAAUAGUAAAAAAGCAUAUUUUUUAAAAUAUGCUCUAGUGCAUUCUAAGAAAGUGAUUAUUAUUUCUGGCGCUGGUAUUUCCGUUGGGGCUGGUAUUCCUGAUUUCCGUUCAUCGAGUGGGUUAUUUAAUGUGCUUAAAAAGGAAAAUAAGGUUUCCAGUGGUAAAGAUUUGUUUGAUUUCAAUCACGUCUACAGUACUGACAUUGAAACAUGUAAAUUUAAUAAAAUGGUUUGCGAAAUGCAUUACGCUACCAAAAUGACUAAACCUACGUAUUUUCAUAAAAUGUUGGACUGGAUGUCUUAUCAGAACAGAUUAAAAAGAGUUUACACACAAAAUAUAGAUGGACUAGAAGUUAGAUUACCAAAUUUAGAUACUCAAACACCAUUAAAUGGUAAAAAACCAUAUCCUACUGUCAUUCAACUUCAUGGAAGUGUAAAUCAUAUGUCAUGUUGUAAGUGCAAUAACAUUUAUGAUUUUGACCCAACUUUAUUUAAAACACAAACAUCUACCUUGGAACAAAAUAAAAAUAGCAUUGAUAAUAGUACUGUUAUCUCUCAGAGUAAAAAAUCAAUUGAUAAUAUUAGCAUGAAAGAAGAUGUGGAUAUACCUGAUACAUCGGUAUCCGACAAAAAAAAUAAUACUACCCAAGUUGUUCCGUUGUGUCCAAGCUGUAAAGAAAUAGAAGUUGUGAGGCAAAUAGCCGGGAAAAGAGCACAGGGCAUUGGAAAAUUGAGACCAAGGGUAGUGCUAUAUAAUGAAUUCCAUCCUGAUGGGGAAAAGAUUGGAGAUAUAGUAGCACAAGACUUGAAUUCCAAGCCAGAUUGUCUAAUUAUUGUUGGCACUACAUUAAAAAUACCUGGUGUAAGAAGAAUGUGUAAAGAAUUUGCCAAAACUAUACAUUCAAGAAAUGGGAUAGUAAUUUGGAUAAAUAACGAAGUUCCAUCGCGAUCUCUUCAGGAUUUUUUAGAAUGCAUUGACUUAAUUGUUGUAGGAGAUUGUCAGACCUUACCACUUAUAUUGUAA
Molecule: messenger RNA, 1605 nt
Organism: Saccharomycodes ludwigii
Lineage: Eukaryota; Fungi; Ascomycota; Saccharomycetes; Saccharomycodales; Saccharomycodaceae
Gene: HST4
Product: NAD-dependent histone deacetylase HST4
Exons: 1
Coding region: 1-1605 (534 amino acids)
Biological process (GO): replication-born double-strand break repair via sister chromatid exchange; pericentric heterochromatin formation; regulation of DNA repair
Cellular component (GO): mating-type region heterochromatin
Molecular function (GO): NAD+ binding; histone deacetylase activity, NAD-dependent
Source: RefSeq, a predicted model, not a curated record